This is a messenger RNA of Dovyalis caffra, 1509 nucleotides long. NCBI's taxonomy places the organism in Eukaryota, Viridiplantae, Streptophyta, Magnoliopsida, Malpighiales, Salicaceae. The record is from the annotation of a GenBank genome assembly.
AUGGAUAAACAAGGCCGUGAAUUGGUGUUCUUGCACUCCGGUGACUUUCUCCGGCAAAACCCAGGUGUUUCCGAUCACUUAAACGACAGUUCGAGUAAUCAUACCAAGCCCAUGAUCAAAGAAGUUGACUUCUUUUCUACUGAUAGGACUAGUAAAUUGCCAAGUGAUCGAGAGAUGAACAAUAUUGGUAUUGGAUCAUCGAGUCUAGUUGAUUCUAGCAUAAACACUGGAUUGAACCUGUUAACUUCAAGUUCUGGGAUUUCAAAGAUAGCAAAUGAUAAGAAACCCAAUAAUAAUGAACUGAGUGUACUACAGGGAGAGUUAGGAAGACUGCACGAUGAGAACAAGAAGCUGAGAAGCUUGUUGGACCAGAUUACCAAAAGUUACAAGGAUCUGCAAGCUCAAUUACUCGUGUCAAUGCAAAAACAGACACAAGGGAAUCGGGUAAAGCAGAAAGGGGAGCUAAAUGACACAGCAAGUCCCAUGAUGUCAGCUCAACGCAUAAUGGACCCACGGCCAUCUGCCACGUUAGAUGUCAAUGAUCCUUCGGUAUCCGAUGAAAAGACGCACGAAGUAUUGGUCUCUCCAACAAAUACAGCGGAAACGAAGUCUCAAAUAUUAGGGAAACGAGCUUCAGUUGAGGAUGGUCUUGAUCAAACAUCCCAGAGUUGGGGAUCCCCUAAAAGUACAAAAUUGGAACAUGAAAAGCCUGACGAGCAACUCCCUGAGGUGCCUUUCAGGAAGGCUAGAGUGUCCGUUCGAGCAAGAUCGGAGGCACCUUUGAUAAGCGAUGGGUGCCAGUGGAGGAAGUAUGGUCAAAAGAUGGCCAAAGGGAACCCUUGUCCUCGUGCCUACUAUCGUUGCACCAUGGCUGUUGGAUGCCCAGUUCGCAAGCAGGUGCAAAGAUGUGCAGAAGACAAGGCCAUUCUCAUAACAACAUAUGAAGGAAAUCACAACCACCCUCUUCCCCCAGCAGCUACGGCUAUGGCAAGUACUACCUCAGCUGCAGCAGCAAUGCUCCUAUCAGGUUCAACAACCAGCAAAGAAGGCCUAUCCUCAAGUAGUAGCAUCUACCCUUCUUUGCCCUAUGCAUCAACAAUGGCUACCCUGUCUGCUUCUGCACCAUUUCCCACUAUAACCCUGGACUUGACACAAGGCCCAAACACUACAAUUCCAUUCCUCCGCACCAAUCCUUCUCCAGCCACUUUCCCUCUUCCUUUGCAUGGCUGCCCACAACUCCUUGGGCAGCCAAUAUAUGUCGCUCCCAAGUUACCAGCAAUCCCUUCCGUGCAAUUAGGACAGCGGCAAGCUUCAAUGGUUGAGACAGUUACUGCAGCCAUUGCUUCUGACCCAAAUUUCACAACAGCCUUAGCAGCAGCUAUCUCAACAUUUUUGGGUACACCUAGAAGCAGUGAUGGGCUUAACAACCAUAGUGCACCUAGUGGAAUACCUGGAUUGCCUGGAUCUCCACAUCUUCCUCAAUCUUGCACCACUUUUUCCACCAACUAG